Schistosoma rodhaini is the source of this 2394-nucleotide messenger RNA. NCBI's taxonomy places the organism in Eukaryota, Metazoa, Platyhelminthes, Trematoda, Strigeidida, Schistosomatidae. The record is from the annotation of a GenBank genome assembly.
CACAAUUAUAUUAUUGAUCAUUUAAUUAUUCAUUAAAUUUUUUUAUAUUAUUUUUAAUUAAUUCUAAUGAAAUCAAUAACUAAUCAAUUAUCUAAUUGUUUAAAUUCAUUAACUAAUGAAGAAAUUAUGGUAUAUAAUUUUCGUGCAUAUAUAUCACCAUUAUUAUCAUUAAUUGGUAUACCAGCAAAUAUAUUUAUUAUUAUAAUAUUUAAUCUAUUAGAAAAACAACAAUCAUGUCGUUUUAAUUUAUAUGCAAUAUGGAUGGCAAUAGCACAUUUAAUUCAAUUAAUAGUAAAUACAUUUAUUGAUGAUUUUUUAGGUCGUGGUUUAAAAUGGGCAACAAAUUGUUUAAUAUGGUAUCAAGUUGAUUCAUAUUCAUCAUUAACAUGUAAAUUAUUAACUUAUUUAUCUGAUGUAUCCGCAUUAAUUGCUGCAUUUAUUUUAAUGUUAUUUAGUAUAGAUCGUGUAUGUUCCAUUUAUUGUACUAAACAAAUUGAACAAAUAUUACAUUUACGUAUAGCUAAAUUAUUUAUAUUUUUAAUAUAUUGUAUAUGUUUAUUAUUAAAUAUCCCUCAUUUAAUUUAUGCUGAUUUAAAAAAUGAUACCAAGGAAACAAUAAAUUGUCAAUAUAUUAAUCCAGUUGCUGGGGGUGUUAAAUAUGUUCUUUAUUUAUAUAUAAUUGGUGUUACUAUAUUACCAGCUAUAUUAAUAUUUAUUAUGAAUAUAUUAAUAUCAUUUAAAUUAAAAACAACAAUAAAACAUUCAAAAUUAAAUGGUUAUUAUGAUAAACAAUCAUAUAAUGAAUUAAGUAAAGUGAUUACUCAUUUAGCUAUAAGUAUUAUGUUUACUUGUUUAUCAUUACCAUUAGUUGUUAUAAUGAUAUUAAGACAAAAAGUACAUUUUAAUAAUUAUGAAUUAUUAUAUCCAAUUUAUUCAUAUAAAAUUAUACAAUUAUCAAAAUUAUUUAGUUCAAUUGAUUCAUUUAAUCAUACAUUUGAUUUUUUUUUAUAUUGGGCAUUUUUACCAAUAUUUAGACAAACAUUAUAUAAAUUAAUUACAAAAUUAUUAUGUAAUAAGUGUAAUAAAAGGAGAAGGAGUAAUCAUAGUAAUAAUAAUAAUAAUAAUAAUAGUAAUGGUAUGAAUAUGAAUACAAACAAUAAUGGUAAUAUGGUACUCCCCAAUAAUAAUAAUAGUAAUCAUAGACUAAUCGAUAAUCCGAUGAACAAUAAUGAUCAUCAUCAUUAUAAUUAUGAUAUAUCUGAUUUAUCUUGUUAUUCAUAUAUGAAUUUUCCUUUAGGAUAUAUUGAUUUUACACGUCGUCAAUGUAGAGGUCGUUGUUCACCUCAUAGUCUUUAUUAUUAUCAACAUUAUCGUCAUCGUCAUCGUCAACAUCAUCAUCGUCAUUAUUAUCAACCUUAUUAUCAACAAUGUCAACGAAAAUUUAUCCCAUUAGAAUAUAGUAAACAAUUAAGUUUUCAUUGUAUGAAAGAAAUUCAUGAUAAACAUUUACAAAAUGAACAACAAUAAUUAGAUGAUAGUUUCUAGAUAAUCUUAUUAUUAUAAUUUUUUCUGGUGACAAUGAACAGAUAUAGAUACAUAAAUGCACAUAUAUCCCCCUCAUUUUUUUAUUCACUAAACAAAUUUUUUUUCCUCAUCAUAAAUUUGACUAUGAAAGUAUUACAUAACAAUUAACUCUACACUACCUAUACAUAGUACGGUAAAUUGAUUCAAUGAAUAAAACGGGUUUCAUGUUUUGUUUUUUCUUUUUCGUUUAAUGAAUAAAAUCAAAUCAAAUGUUAUCGUCGUACAUAGUAUAACAACUGUGAUUACCUCAUUGUACAUUAUUUAAAAUAGAUUAUAAGAAUAGUCAGUAUUAAGUUAUAUUUUUCUUUUCUCAUCUAUUUGUUCAUAAUAACAAACCCACGUUUAGAUUAGGUUUCAAUGUUAUCCUUUUUUUUCUCUACUUACCUGUGAUGUAAUUAUCUUUUAAUCUCUAAAAUCAUUGAUCAUCGAUAAUAGAGUGUUGUAUACUAAAAUUUCAAUUUAUGGUUUUAUGUUAUAUUUGAAAAGAAUGAAAGCUUCAUGACUAAACCAUCUAGUUCAGAGAAUAAAACUCUAUCAAAAAUUACCCACCUCAGCUACAAAUUGUUCUCCAUCAUCAAUUUUUUGACCCUACUAUUACCUGUUUUUUUUUUAAAUACUUUGAUAUUUAACAAUAUGAUUUAUGUGUUUUUAAUUGUUUCCGAGAUUUUCUACCACCAUCAUCGUCAUCAUUAUCAUUGUAUAAGUAACCAUUUAAUUGUCAAUAUUAAUACACCAUUUAAUGAUAUUAUUUUUUAACUACCAUUUUUGUUCUCUUUUUGUUUAAUAAAUUAAAUAUAGAUUGUACUAUUG